Molecule: messenger RNA, 3519 nt
Organism: Trichoplusia ni (cabbage looper)
Lineage: Eukaryota; Metazoa; Arthropoda; Insecta; Lepidoptera; Noctuidae
Product: metabotropic glutamate receptor 2-like
Exons: 16
Coding region: 207-3347 (1046 amino acids)
Biological process (GO): G protein-coupled receptor signaling pathway
Cellular component (GO): membrane
Molecular function (GO): adenylate cyclase inhibiting G protein-coupled glutamate receptor activity
Source: RefSeq, a predicted model, not a curated record
UUGUUUCAAUCACUACGGAUACAAUAAACGGUUUCAACGUUAUGUGAUGACAAGUUUACUUUAAGACACCUAAAAUAUAAUUUAAACUAAAAUUAAUCAUACAGAAGACGCUAAUGUAUUUUUGUUGUUGUUACAGAUUAAAAUGAACGCGCGCCGUUCAACAUGGCCCAUACAUUCGACAAUGGUAUGAUACAUCCAUCACUAACAUGCGUCCCGGUCAGCGGUGGUUGGCGGUCUGUCUACUCAUCACCACACUACACUACUCGGAAAUGAAGCAUCCCAGCGACUCACUCAACAUCGAUGACUCAGUCUUCCAUAAACGAAACAGGCACCAUCACAGACACAAGCACAAACCUGGACAAGUACUCUACGAUCCCACAUACCUAGCCGACAAACCUGAAGAUUACUAUCCCAUGUUAAAUUUAAAAGACGAUUUACACUUAGUAGAUUAUCAAAUUGGAUCGAAACAUGAAGCGAAGACUGAUUGGGUGAAUAUGUCUAAUGAUCAAGUAGGAGAGAUGAAGGAUAAGAAACACCAACAUUGGCCGAUCAAGAGGGAGGCUGUGAUUGAAGGGGAUUUGGUGAUAGGAGGGUUGAUGAUGGUGCACGAGAGGUCAGAUAACAUGACCUGCGGGCCGGUGAUGCCGCAAGGAGGGGUGCAGGCGCUGGAGACAAUGUUGUACACUUUGGACAUAGUAAAUAAUGAGUUGAGACUGAUACCCGGAGUGACUGUUGGCGCUCACGUCCUAGACGAUUGUGAUAAGGAUACGUACGGGCUGGAGAUGGCUGUGGAUUUUAUUAAAGGAUCUAUAAGCAACAUCGACGACGCGGAGUACGCAUGCAACGCAACAGCGGUGAGGAAGGUGAUCUCGGGCGUGGUGGGCGCCGCGUCCAGCGUCACCUCCGUGCAGGUUGCCAACCUGCUGCGCCUGUUCAAGAUCCCUCAGGUGUCAUUCUUCUCGACAUCCCCGGAGCUCUCGAACAAGGCUCGUUUCGAGUACUUCACUCGGACGAUUCCCUCCGACCACCACCAGGUGCGCGCCAUGGUCGAGAUCGUCAAGAAGCUGCAGUGGAGCUACGUCUCCAUCAUCUAUGAGGAGUCCAGCUAUGGGAUCAAGGCAUUCGAGGAGUUAGAAGCAUUGUUAGCGAAGAGCAAUAUAUGUAUAGCUGUGAAAGAGAAACUCGUGAAGGACUCAGGAGUGGCACAUGAGGGAGCUUACGAUGAAAUCGUGUCCAAACUGCUGACGAAACCGAGGGCAAGGGGUGCCAUCAUCUUCGGUUCCGACCAAGAAGUGGCAGGUGUGAUGAGGGCGGUGGAGCGAGCCAACGCCACUGGUUCCUUCAGCUGGGUCGGCUCCGAUGGAUGGAGCGCCAGGUCUCUGGUGUCCGACGGCAAUGAACGCGCAGUGGAAGGCACCAUCAGCGUACAACCUCAAGCUAACGAUGUCAAGGGAUUCAAGGAAUACUUUUUAGGGUUGAAUGUGAAGAAUAAUAAGAGGAACCCCUGGUUUGUGGAAUUCUGGGAGGACCACUUCCAGUGCCGCUAUCCUGGCAGCCCGAAGACGCCGUACAACGGGCAGUACUCGCGCGCCUGCUCCGGGCAGGAGCGCCUCACGCACCAGAACACGGAGUUCGAGAGGCAGCUGCAGUUCGUGUCUGAUGCCGUCAUGGCCUUCGCCUACUCUAUAAGGGACAUGCACGCGGCGGUGUGCGGGGGCCGGGCUGGCCUCUGCGACGCGAUGCGGCCUGCCAGCGGAGCCGAUCUCCUGCGCUAUUUGAGGAAGGUCAACUUCGUCGGUCUGUCUGGAGACGAGUUCCACUUUGACAGCAACGGCGACGGUCCCGCGCGGUACAAUAUCCUGCACUUUAAGCAAGUCCAAAAGGGGGUGUACCGCUGGGUCAAUGUUGGCCACUACCUGGAUGGAGCUCUUGAGCUUAAGAUUCAGGAUAUACAGUUUAAGUGGGGCGAGCGUCACCCUCCGGAGUCAGUCUGCAGCGCCGAGUGCGAGCUGGGACAGGCCAAACAGUACGUGGAGGGCGAGAGCUGCUGCUGGCACUGCUUUAACUGCACGCAGUAUGAGAUCCGGUCUAUCGAAGAGACGCAGUGCACGGUGUGUCCGCGUGGCACGUUACCGAACCCCACGAAGACUGAGUGCCGGCAGAUACCCGAGGCCUACCUCCGGCCAGACUCCGCCUGGGCCAUCGGUGCUAUGUCCUUCUCCUCCGUUGGAAUACUUCUGACUGCCUUCGUGUGUGGUGUGUGGGUGCGGCACAGCUCGACGCCGGUGGUGCGCGCGAGCGGCCGCGAGCUGUCCUACGUGCUGCUGGCGGGGAUCCUCAUGUGCUACCUCGUCACCUUCGCGCUGGUCUUCAGGCCUACUGAUAUCCUCUGCUCCAUACAAAGGUUUGGUACGGGCUUCUGCUUCACCGUAGUGUACGCAGCCCUGCUGACGAAGACCAACAGAAUAUCCCGCAUCUUCAACGCCAGCAAACACUCGGCCAAGAGACCUAUCCUGAUCUCUCCGAGCUCGCAACUUGCGAUCUGUGCUGCUCUCGUGUCUAUUCAGGUGCUAAUAGUAGUGGUAUGGAUGAUAGUGGCACCAGCGAAGGCCAUGUUCCACUAUCCUACGAGAGAGGACAACAUGCUGGUGUGCGACUCCUACGUGGACGCUUCCUAUAUGAUAGCGUUCUUCUACCCGAUCGUGCUGAUUGUUAUCUGCACUGUGUAUGCUGUGCUCACCAGGAAGAUCCCCGAGGCCUUCAACGAGAGCAAACAUAUCGGGUUCACGAUGUACACGACGUGCGUGAUAUGGCUGGCGUUCGUGCCGCUGUAUUUCGGCACGGCGAGCCACGUGCCGCUGCGAGUCACCAGCAUGGCCGUCACCAUCUCGCUUAGUGCCAGCGUCACGCUCGUCUGCUUGUUCUCUCCAAAGUUAUACAUAAUCCUGAUCCGACCGGAGAGGAAUGUCCGGCAGAGCAUAAUGCCGGUCCGGUACAGCCGGAAGCCGCCGCCAGCGCAGCCAUUGCCGCAUCCUCAGACGAAGAAGCCUUUGACUGCAAACAAGGAGACUCAAACGGACCCAGCCGACUUCAAGCUCGUCAACGGUCAAACAAUCCAACUGAUCAACGACACAGACACCAAACACGAAGAACAAACCAAAGACCUCAACAAAACACAACUUACUAGUAACAAUGUCAAAACUAACACCGCCAAUGACAAAUCUAACGCCGUCAAUGACAAAUCUAACAAUACGAACAUCAAGUCUAAUGACAACGUUAUCACAACGAAUGGUAACGACAAGUCUAGCCACACUCCUGUAGCCAAUGACAAAGCUGACACCUUAUAGCAAAGACACUCCUCAAGAUCCCUCCUCGAAUACUCACACAAAAACAACAAUGUCAUCGUCAAAAAGAAAAGUUGCUCAUGCAAAUACAAGGAACGAAAACCAGUAGUUGUUUAAAAUUAAGUAGAAGCUAUCGAUGUAAAUAAUCCCGCUUUACUGCUUCUUUGUAAAUACA